AUAUGACACUCCUGCUACUUUUGAUCAUGAACCAUGUAAUGGAUGUUUAAAACAACUAAAGAUGCUACUUUGUCACCUAGUCUACCUACAGAACUCAGCACCUGCACGUCCCGUCCAUGUGAGUUCAACACCGAGUGUUGUAACAGAGCAACUGAAAGCUCCAACACGUUUUGCUCCAAGUCAGUAACGGGUAAUGAUCAAAAAAGUAAUGACUGCUCAGGAAAGCCUCAAAAUGGCGGAACUUCCAAAGCCUGCGAUAGUGCAGAGACAGAGGCCAUACACAACAUUAUAAAUACAACGAAGCAAUCAAUGAACUGCAAUUUUAUGGAUCUUGCUAUUAAUGUGGUUAAUAUGAACUCAGUCCCGAGACACGGUCAUGUACAAAUCACCGCUCCAAAAGUUUCUAAUAAAACUCAAAGUGUACAGACAUGGAUCCCAGUGGAGGCUUUCCAAAAUGUCUCUGAUGACAAGCAAAAAGUUGGAAUAGUUACCUACAAUUCCAUUCAGCAGUUUAAUACGAAGAAUGUUUCUAUAAUGUCCGAUGUCAUACGGAUUGAAGUUUUUGGGCGUGACAUUGUGAAUUUGACCAAUCCACUUAUAAUACAUUUCCCAGUGAAUAAUUACACAAACCUCUCAUCCAAUAGCUACAUAUAUUCCUGUCAAUACUAUGAUGAAAAAGGAAAUAACACCUGGAAGGAUGAUGGCUGUAACACCACUCAGAUCAGUGAUGACGUUGUGGAGUGCUCCUGUGACCAUAUGACUGCUUUUGCUGUGCUUCUAGUUGAGUUGGAAAACUUUGAUGGAAAGCAUUGGGAAAUCUUGUCAUACAUCAGCUAUGUAGGCUGCGGUCUGUCUGCAGUCUUUUCUGCUUCCUCUGUCUUGUUGUUUAUUUUCAACAGGUGCUGUAAUCUGCAUUACAUUUAAUCAAUGUGCAUGUAAAUUUAUUAAAGCAGGUACAAUGGGUGGCAAAAAUGUGAAAAACCACCAUUAAAAUUCAUGUACAGUUCAUGUAUUUAACAGGAACGCAAGGUCAGAAGUGUCCAGCAGCAUCCACGUGUCUCUGAGCGGCGCUCUGUUUCUCCUCAACCUGAGCUUCAUGUUCAGCGAGUGGGGCGCCACACUGACAGUGAAAGAAGUGUGUGUUUUUAUUGCUGUGACUAUACACUACAGCCUGCUGUGUUCUUUCACCUGGAUGGCUAUUGAAGCCAUGCACCUCUACCUUCUUCUCAUCAGAGUGUUCAACAUUCACAUCAAAUACUACAUGGUCAAGUUGUCCUUGAUCGGAUGGGGAGUCCCUGCUGUUCUUGUUGGAAGUUUGCUGUCAGUUCAGCAACUCACACAUCCAUUCUAUGGCGCCAGAAAUGUGACCUUAUCAAAUUUGAAUGCAACAAAUCCAGUUUGCUGGAUCACAGAGCCUCUCAUCCUGUAUGGCGUAAACCUUUCCUACUUCACCAUCGUAUUCCUGUUCAACACAGUAGUUCUAAUCACAGUGUCCAGACAGAUCUUUAAGCUAAACAAAGUGGACAACAAGCAUAAGAAAAUACCAGUGAAGGAUGCCAGCACAGUGCUGGGCCUCAUGUGUCUGCUGGGUACAUCAUGGGGUUUGAUUUUUCUUGGCUCUGGAUAUACCAGCUACCCAAUACUCUAUGUAUUCUGCAUCUCAAAUACAACACAAGGGUUUUCUAUCUUUCUGUGGAUGUGUCGGACAGCAAGGCCAGACAAACAGAAUGAAGCUCUUUCCAAGUCUUUAUCCACUGUGGAUACCUUCAUCAUUGAAAAACAAAAGGAAUAGCCAAUGCCUAACAUUUAUCAACCAAAAUGACCAAAGCUUGUUAAAUGGCAUGAGUUUUUUUUUUUCUUUUUUUUUCCCAUUCCAUAUGGUGCCUCUAGAGGAGAAACAAUUCCACACUCUGGCUGUGUCUGAAAUCCCCUCUACACCCUUAUCCACCUCAUUUUGCAAUGCAAAAGUAAGCUGUUUUCUUUUAAUGAGUGAUUAAUUAGCCGCUAUAAGUAAAUAACCAGAAGAAUAACAAGUGCAGUAAACAAUAAAUCCAUUUGCACAACAAACUAGUACGUUUAUGAUCAUGACAGUGAAUUAAAAUAAUAUAUCUAAUACCAGUUUACAAUAUAAAGCAGCAUAACGUACUGCUUUUAUAAGGGUAAAAUAACUGGGAGUGAAUAACACAGAAAGCCUCGCAAAUUCACGUUACAAAUCACCGAACCCGCUCUCAUGAUAAAAAUAGGGUGAAUACAGUGUACCAUUUCAAGGGGACAGCCUUUUGUUGUGGUUUCUAAAACCACAGUGCUCAUUCAAUCCCACAACGCAUCACAAUAACAAGUGCACCACUGAUAUACACUCAAUGGCUAGAGAAUACCUGUAAUACACUGGAAAGGCCCCAAAUAUUUAAAGUGAAAUCAAACUGCUGUCACAUUUCAAACAAACUAAAACAUCCAAAUACUGUUUUUUGCAUACUAUAUAGUACAUACUUCAUAUUUGAAUGCAACGUCACUGUCUGAAUUCACUACUCAUUUUUAUUUACUCACUGGACUAAUGUGGGGAAUAGUGAAUCAGGGUAUGGGGCGAUUUUGGAUACUUUGCCAUCAUUUCAUUUGUUCCAAAUCUGUGUGACUGACUUUCUUCUGCAGAACACAAAAUAUAAUAUUUUUUGAACUAUUAUCAGACAACUGUUUUGACUAUACGAUAUAAAAAAUGAGUGGGGUUCAAAAAUAACAUUUCAAUCUUGAAGAACACUUCAAUCUUUAGAGGCGUUUCACUAUAUUUACAGUACAG
Messenger RNA from Cyprinus carpio (common carp), 2791 nucleotides. Its product is annotated as adhesion G-protein coupled receptor G1-like. The transcript has 11 exons. Bases 43 to 924 code for a protein of 293 amino acids. The record is from RefSeq and is a predicted model, not a curated record. Lineage: Eukaryota; Metazoa; Chordata; Actinopteri; Cypriniformes; Cyprinidae.